GCCUGAUCCAGCCUUCAGUCGCGAUCCUUCCUCCACUUGAGGCACACGGAAUUUUCUCUGCCGGCUGAUCGUAUUUUUAUCCUCAUCCUCCCCGAUUGUCAAAACCUACUUUAUCCAGAUCUUAUCAUUUGUCACUUGAGUACUGCUUCAAAAACCAAGAAAAUGGCACCAGUUUCUUCAAGCACCCUACCAGCGGGUCAGUACAAGGUUGUGUCGAUCGCCCUGGACCUCACUGGAAAAAAGUUGAUUGACGAGAUUUGCCAAAUUGGAGCCUAUUGCGACACGGAGAAGUCUUUUUCGCAAUAUAUCAUGCCAUUUCGAGAUAUCAGUUCGUCAUCUAUCAGAAGUCAUGGCGUUAGGAUCUUGACCACUUUUGGAAAAUAUCGGGUUUUGAAAGAAGCAUCCACGAUGAAAACACUUCGGACCAAAAGCGAAUUUGCGGGCUUGAGCGACUUUAUGCAAUGGCUGAAGGAGAUGAAGGGGGGCUCCGAUGGAAUCAUUCUGGCGUAUCACGACAAUAACCGAGACACGGUCACAUCGUUCUUAUUAGAAAGCUGCAACCGGUUUAAGCUGGCAGACGACUUUUUCAACAUAGUAGUUGGGUUCAUCAAUGUUGAAAUACUCGCAAAGGAAAUUUCAGAGGAGCCUGACUCUGAACUAAAAGGAAAGAAUCUGACUCUUCGUGCACUGACCAAAGAAUUGUUAACCAAUGAUCAAGUGAAAGGAAACAACAAACGAGCACUGUCAAUGCAAAGUGCAAGAAAUAGAGCCGACUAUACCUACAUGGUUCUGCAGAAACUGACAAAAUCUGAGGGUGAAGUGAAAGCGUCUGAUCAAAUCAUGAAACUUUGUGCAAACCGUGUCGAUGCUUUGAAGACCUUGGCGAAACAACAAGUGGCGUCAGAGAAAAUUCUAACAUUAAAACCAUUGUUUGCCGGAUUGAUGCGAAAGAGUACCAAGGAUAGAUCUAGAGCUGUCAUUCUUCGGCGAUAUCUGAUAAAUGCUGAAAUUGAUUAUGCAAUGCUACUGCAAGCUUAUGAAAAUGGGUCAGGAUCUGAAGAGUCGGUCUCUGCCGUCAUUUCUAAAACUACUGCUGUCAACAGGGAAAAAGAUAUGGAGGAGUUGGUAGCCACGAUUAUGUCUCAUUUCAAGCAUGGAGGCGAGGAAAAGAAGAAUGAAAAAGGGGUUGAAAUUGGACAAGGCGAGCCUACUAUUACUAUUACUACUGUUGUGAAUGAAAGUGCAACAUCUACCUCAUCUACCGAGUCGGAUGAUGACGACUUCGAAGAAGCUCAUGAAGAUGAAGUUGCUGAAAAGUAAUGUUUGUUGUGAACUAAUUAUGUAGCUAAAAGUCUCAUGCAUAAUUAUUUGUUCCUGUUUUCUGAAUGAUAACAUUGUUAUGUCAAAUGAAUUGAUAAUUAGAUGUGUUUCAACUAUUUGCUGUAUUUUAUAUACAGCAUUAAGUUCAAAAUCAAUGUGUGCUUUACGAUGCAUUAUUGUUACCUGAAAUUAUUUGAUUGUUAUUUUUGUCAUCGUUGUCAAAAUAUCAAUAAAUACACUGAAUUUAUAUAAUUAU
Messenger RNA from Folsomia candida, 1576 nucleotides. RefSeq names its product maternal protein exuperantia (gene exu). NCBI's taxonomy places the organism in Eukaryota, Metazoa, Arthropoda, Collembola, Entomobryomorpha, Isotomidae. The transcript has 6 exons. Gene Ontology annotation, biological process: bicoid mRNA localization. The record is from RefSeq and is a predicted model, not a curated record. Gene Ontology annotation, molecular function: RNA binding; protein homodimerization activity. The coding region runs from base 163 to 1320 and encodes 385 amino acids.